AUGAUGUUUGCCCUCUUCAAGGAUUGCUCAGGUGUCAAAUGCUAUCUCGAUGACAUUAUCGUUUUCGGAGUGUAUGAGCAAGACCACUUGGAGCAUCUUUAUCGUGUCCUUCAGCUGAUCUCUGAUGCAGGACUCAAACUGAACGACAAAUGUGUUUUCGGAGUGCGAGAACUGACUUUUGUUGGACAUACAGUCAGACCGAACGGCAUUUCUCCUAACCUUGCAAAUCUUCAGGCGAUACAAGAUGCUGCUACCCCGGACUAUAAGACACUCUCUUCGUUUCUGGCAAUGAUGGGUUACUACGCCGAGUUCAUAAAGAAUUACGCAGAUGAAGUAGAACCACGACAAAAGCUUCUAUACGGGGAGAUGCACCGUUUCUCUGGACCGAGGAGAGUCUCCACGGAUGCGUCUGCAUACAGCCUUCGAGCUGUACUUCAACAGCAGCAUGGCUCGUACCUGAAGACUGUAGCUUUCGCAUCGAGAACAUUAUCAGCCGCUGAGCGACGCUACUUCGUUGGCGAAAGGGAAGCACUCGCCUGUGUCUGGGCCGUGGAGUACUGGCACGUUUACCUCUGGGGUCGCCGUUUCACACAACAGACCGAUCAUCAAACGCUUCAAGUACUCCUGAGCAGGCAAGAGUCCCUUCAAGAUGAAGAAGAGAUCAUCUGCUGGAUCGACAGCACUGGUUCCGGCAUUCCGUCGAGGCAAGAACUCCAAGCUGAGCUUUAUGCCGACCCGCUGCUAGCGCAGAUCCUCAAGUUCAUUCAACAAGGAUGGCCAAGCAGGAAUACAAUGAGCCAGAAUUUCUCUGCAUUCGGGCAAGUCAAAGACGAGCUGUCUGAAGUGGCCGGUCUGCUGCUUAGUACAGUUACGUCGGCUACAGUAAUCUCCUUCCUGCGCACACUGUUCAGUCGAGAAGGAUACCCCACAGAGAUUGUAUCUGAUCACGGGCCGCAAUUUACUUCAUCGGACUUUCAGGAGUUUCUCAACGACCGGAGUAUUAAGCACACUUACUCGUCUAUUUAUCACCCUCAAUCAAAUGAUCUGAUUGAACGCUUUAACCGUGUCCUGAAAAGUUUCAUCCAAGUGGCCUUCCUCGAAAAGCGAAGCCUCGAAGCUGCACUUACUGACUACUUGGGUGUGUACCAUGCAACACCCCACACUACAACUGGAUACUCACCGGCAGUUCUCUUACAUGGAUGUGCUCUACGAACUAGACUGAACGUCGUCGGUCUGCCAAUUCCAGACUUUCAUGUAGAUCCAGUUGUGGCUCUGCAGAAUCUACGGGAGAAAAUACUCAAGAAGCAGUUGGCGACCAAAAAGUAUGUCGACAACAAACGCGCCGCUCACGUAGCUACUCUCAAAGUUGGGGACUUCGUCCGCGUAAAACAGCCAACACACGUCAGGAAGGGUGGCAGAUUAUUCUCCACACCAAGGAUGAUUGUUGCAAGCCAAGGAAGCAGUUCUUUCUUGCUGGAUGAUGGCAAGAUCUGGAACGCAAGUAGACUCUACAAAGUAUCUGAAGAAGCGUCUCACAAGUAUCGCAAGAAUGUCCACCAUCAGGAUGAAGUUCACUGGUCGUUGAUCGACCCUCCACAGUUAUCUAUGUUGCCUGUGAGCACCGAUCGUAAAGCAUCUACCGUCGACCCUCCACUUGAGCCUGUUACUUCAACCUCGACGCAGGAGCCGCAAGCAAAAUGGCAAGAACCUUUACGCAGGGGUAGCCGUGAAAAACGACCACCACAACGGUUGCGAUAA
Ornithodoros turicata is the source of this 1758-nucleotide messenger RNA. RefSeq lists its product as uncharacterized. The coding region runs from base 1 to 1758 and encodes 585 amino acids. Gene Ontology annotation, molecular function: nucleic acid binding. The record is from RefSeq and is a predicted model, not a curated record. The transcript is spliced from 4 exons. NCBI's taxonomy places the organism in Eukaryota, Metazoa, Arthropoda, Arachnida, Ixodida, Argasidae. Gene Ontology annotation, biological process: DNA integration.